Trichomycterus rosablanca is the source of this 987-nucleotide messenger RNA. RefSeq names its product olfactory receptor 1M1-like. The coding region runs from base 1 to 987 and encodes 328 amino acids. NCBI's taxonomy places the organism in Eukaryota, Metazoa, Chordata, Actinopteri, Siluriformes, Trichomycteridae. Gene Ontology annotation, biological process: detection of chemical stimulus involved in sensory perception of smell; G protein-coupled receptor signaling pathway. Gene Ontology annotation, molecular function: G protein-coupled receptor activity; olfactory receptor activity; odorant binding. Gene Ontology annotation, cellular component: membrane. The record is from RefSeq and is a predicted model, not a curated record. The transcript has a single exon.
AUGAACGCUCUGAACAGCAGUGUAUCGCAAAAUAUAUCAUUUGUGCGCCCGGAGUACUUCUUCAUCAGUGGAUUUUCUGAAAUUCCUUACAGCAAAUACUACUUUGUUUUUUUCAUUUUUGUAUAUAUUUUUUCAGUGUGUGGGAACUCGGUCGUCCUCUUUAUGAUUUUAACUGAAAGGACUCUGCACAGUCCUAAAAACUUGGGCAUCUUUAAUUUAGCUCUGGCAGACUUUGGUGAAACAAAUGCGCUUGUUCCAAACAUGUUAAAAACAUUUCUGUUUGAUUCACCGUACAUUUCUUAUGAGGCUUGUUUGGCCAACAUGUUUUUUGUUUUUUUCUUUUUCUGUGUACAGACUUUAACUCUGGCUGCUUUGGCAUAUGAUCGUUUUAUUGCCAUUUGCUUACCCCUGAGAUACCAUGCUAUUGUAAAUACCUCUUUUAUGUCUGUUAUUUUCACUGCAAUUUGGGUAUUUAACACUGUGGUGAUGUGCACAGUUGUGUGUUUAAUUACACGUCUUUCAUUCUGUAAAACUAAUGAGGUAAAAAGCUUUUUUUGUGACCAUGGGCCAAUUUAUAACCUUGCUUGUAAUAAUAACAGCAUGAGUUUCUUUAUGGCUAAAUUUUGCACAGCAGUAUACCUGUAUGCACCCCUCCUUGCCAUAUUCGUAUCAUAUUUAGGCAUUUUUUUAGCCCUAAUUAGAAUAACAACAUGGGAGGCUCGGCUUAAAGCGCUGAAAACUUGCGUCUCUCACCUGCUAGUAGUGGGAAUAUUCUUCCUGCCUACAUUAGGUACAUAUCUGGCUGCUGUAACAUUCUCACUUCAUCCCAACGCUAGAAUAAUCAAUACUUCUAUAUCAAUGGCCAUUCCACCCAUGUUAAAUCCAAUCAUUUAUGUUUUGAAUACAAAUGAAUUCAGAGGUAUUUUAGUAAAACUAUUUAAAAAGAAUACAGUUAUACAUUUCCAUGAGCAAGCUUUAACAAAGUGA